Messenger RNA from Menidia menidia (Atlantic silverside), 780 nucleotides. The record is from the annotation of a GenBank genome assembly. Lineage: Eukaryota; Metazoa; Chordata; Actinopteri; Atheriniformes; Atherinopsidae.
CUGCAGCGUUGCCCGGGAGGAGGCCGGACGCGGGGAGGAGUCCAGCUCUACGACACUCCGUAUGAAGACGAGCGAGGCCAACGUCUGGGUUACGUGUACGGAGAAAUUGUGGACGAGGCCAAGGAGAGCAGCCGGCUGCCGCAAGACGACGAGAGACCGGCCGACGAGUACGACCAACCCUGGGAAUGGAAGAAGGAUCACAUCUCCAAAGCUUUUGCUGAAAUAAGGGAGUUGUCGGAGUUGCCCUGGCCUGCCCCAGUGGGACAGCUAGAAGAGGAGCCUCUGGGCAGAGGGCAAGUCCAGUUCGACGGCUUAGAGUGGGAUCACUCGACUUCGCCCGCCGAGCGCCUGCGUCCUCCCGGGCCCAGACUAAGCCCGCUGGCGGGAGGAGGGAUGAAGUUCCGAGUGCUGCACGACGGCCCCGGCGUGGUCGGGGAGAGAGUGGACCCCGCCCUCCCUCUGGAGAAGCAGAUAUGGUACCAUGGUUCCCUUUCCCGAUCAGAGGCGGAAUCGCUGCUCACCUUGUGUAAGGAGUGUAGCUACCUGGUGAGGAACAGUCAGACAAACCGCUCCGAGUACUCCCUGUCUUUACGGAGCUGCCAGGGUUUCAUGCACAUAAAAUUUGCGCUUUCUAAAGAUGGCAAGUACGUGCUCGGACAGAACAGCCCCCCCUUUGACACCAUCCCAGAAGUCAUCCACUUUUACACCACGCACAAACUCCCAAUCCGGGGUGCCGAACACCUGUCCCUGCUGUACCCCGUGCAGGUGCAGACACUCUGA